Messenger RNA from Microplitis demolitor, 1935 nucleotides. RefSeq lists its product as uncharacterized. NCBI's taxonomy places the organism in Eukaryota, Metazoa, Arthropoda, Insecta, Hymenoptera, Braconidae. The transcript has 4 exons. The coding region runs from base 1 to 1935 and encodes 644 amino acids. The record is from RefSeq and is a predicted model, not a curated record.
AUGUCUAAUGAUAUUAUGGUCACUGCUGUCCUCGAUGUGUUGGACAAGGACAGAAGACCUAUUCAAUGUAGGGGUCUGCUAGAUACCUGCUCUACUACUAAUUUCAUCACUCAACGUCUAGCCGACAUAUUGAAGCUACCUAAGAAUACAUUACCAGAUAUUUCACACGUCGUACCAGAUCAACCUAUUCAACGGAAUUUGAUAAAGAUUCCAGGAAAUAUUAAGUUAGCAGAUCCUAAUUUCCAUAAACCAGCUCCAGUAGAUAUGUUACUUGGAGCCGGGACCACUCUGUCAUUAUUGUCAAUCGGACAAAUCAAAUUAACAUUACCAUAUCAACAAGAAAUGUUCCUCCAGAAGACUCUUCUCGGGUGGAUUAUCGGUGGAUCAGCUCCAGCAAAAGAGUGCCCAUCCUUUAACAAAUUUACGAACGAUGAAGAAGAAUGUGAACAACAUUUUCGUAAACAUAUCGACAGAGAUUCUGACGGACGUUACAUCGUCGCUCUGCCUUUCAAACCUCAUAGCCCAAAAUUGGGAAAAUUAUAUCAUUUAGCUCUCAAAAGAUUUGAAAACACCGAAAGAAGAUUAAGCAAAACUCCAGGACAAAGAGAAGCGUACAACGAAGUUUUAAAUGACUACCUGAAGCAGAAUCACAUGCCACAUAUACAAUGUGAUCCAACAGAUAUCGAGAGCUAUUAUUUACCACACCAUGCAGUUAUUAAAGAAACCAGUAUGACUACUGAUCUACGAGUAGUGUUUGAUGGCUCCUUCAAAACUACAACCGGAGUUUCCUUGAAUGACGUUCUGUACACUGGUUCUACGAUUCAACCUGACCUGUGUACUACAUUAUUAAGAUUCCAUUUACAUCCUAUAGUAAUUACUGGAGAUUUAAAACAAAUGUAUCGACAAUUUUUAGUAAGAAAACAAGACCGGGCAUACCAACGCAUUAUUUGGAAAGAUGAAACAAAUAAAAUGAAAAUUUUUGAAUUAAACACUGUCACGUUCGGAAUUACUUGUGCUCCUUUUUUAGCGAUUCGCUGUGUACAACAACUUGCUGAAGAUGAAGGUAAAUUGUAUCCAUUAGAAGCUCAUUUAUUAUUGUCUGAUUUUUAUGUAGAUGAUUUUUUAAGUGGAGCAAAAACUCGACAACAAGCUAAACUAAUCAUAAAACAAAUGAUUGGUAUAUUAUCUAAAGCAGGAUUGACCAUGAGACAAUGGGCAUCAAACGAUCUUUUGGUAUUAGAAAAUAUACCUAAGGAAGACAUCAACCCACGGCUGCAACUUGGAGACACCACAUUGAAAACUUUAGGUGUAUAUUGGGACUCAGAUUGGGAUGAGUCACUGCCUAUUGAGCUCCAUACAGAAUGGAUGACGUACUGUCAGCAAUUAAUCGUAUUGAACCAAUUGUCAUUUCCUUGUACUAUUAUGACUGCUGAAAUUCAAGAUAUGCAAAUCCACGGAUUCUCAGAUGCCAGUGAACGCGCAUAUGGUGCUUGUAUUUAUUUACGCAUGAUCGACACUUCAAAUAAUGUCAAAGUGCAGUUACUCUGCGCUAAAUUCAGAGUAGCCCCGGUCAAAACUAUCACAAUUCCACGAUUAGAAUUGUGUGGCGCACAGCUUUUGGCUACUCUUACCACAACAGUGACUACUGCUAUUAAAGAAAAAAUAAAAAAUAUUCAUUACUGGACUGACUCAACUAUAGUGUUGCGUUGGCUUCAGACUUCUCCACAGCAACUCAAAACCUUUGUAGGUCAUCGAGUUGCAGACAUCCAAAACAGAACAGAUAUCAAUUUGUGGCGUCAUGUUCCUACUCAAGAUAAUCCAGCGGAUUUAGUGUCCCGCGGAUUAAUGCCGCAAGACUUUCUCUCCGCGAAUUUGUGGUGUAAUGGACCUACAUGGUUAUUAAGACCAGAGACUGAGUGGCCAACCAUUAACUAA